Papilio xuthus (Asian swallowtail) is the source of this 1307-nucleotide messenger RNA. It is a transcript of the gene RhoL, whose product is annotated as Ras-like GTP-binding protein RhoL. The transcript is spliced from 5 exons. Gene Ontology annotation, molecular function: GTP binding; GTPase activity. Bases 355 to 906 code for a protein of 183 amino acids. Gene Ontology annotation, biological process: small GTPase-mediated signal transduction. NCBI's taxonomy places the organism in Eukaryota, Metazoa, Arthropoda, Insecta, Lepidoptera, Papilionidae. The record is from RefSeq and is a predicted model, not a curated record.
GUUAGUAAUAGUGGCAGACGUCGCCGCGCUUUACCCAACCGCAAUUGAAUCACUCCCACUCGACGAUAUAUUUGUUGUCAUCAGUCCUCAGUCAGGCUUGCGAGUGUGCGCAUGCGCACGCGACCGCUUAUAAUUAAAAUCGCCGCGUUAUCACAAAUGUAUCUUAGUGUGUGAUAAGAUCAUUACAUCACUGAAUGAUAAGAAUCCUCAAGGACCGAUUCGUCUUACCUGCGAACGUAUCGUGAAAAUUCGAUAUGAGUUGGCAGUAGCCAAAUCGGUGUGUAACAAUAGACAUUAUUAUAUUUAUUAUUGUGAACUGUGCGCCUCCGUUUGUUCUAUGUGGUGGAUAGUAACAUGGGGACGACGAAGAGACUAAAGAUAACAGUGGUCGGAGACGGUAUGGUCGGCAAGACUUGCCUGCUCUACGUGUACACUAGAAAUGAAUUCCCAGAGGAGUACGUGCCCACAGUGUUUGACAACUACGUGGGUCACAUCACCGUAGACAAUGUGGAAGUGGAGAUGGCGCUCUGGGACACAGCAGGGCAGGAGGACUAUGAGAGAUUGAGGCCUUUGUCUUACAGUAACACAGACUGUUUCCUCGUGUGCUAUUCUGUUGGAAGCAGGUCUUCAUAUGAAAAUGUCAUUCACAAGUGGUAUCCUGAGCUGAAGCACUUCAGUGCCUCCGUGCCCAUAGUAUUAGUAGCAACUAAAAUAGACUUGAGGUCAUCAGGCAAAGCGGUUAUUACUACGCAAGAGGGGAAGAAAUUAAAGAGGAAAAUACGAGCUGCUCAACUUGUCGAAUGUUCUGCGCUAGAGCGAGUCAACAUGCAUGAAGUGUUCGAGGAAGGCGUCCGCGCAGCCCUAACCAAAAAACCAGUCCACAAACGCACCUGCCAAUAUCUUUGAUUAUCACACUACUACAUAAAGUCAUCGAUGCAAUAUUUUACAGCGUGGAUUUAUUAUAUUAUAAAUAAGUCAGUUUGAGAAAGGGCACAAUGAUUUUAUAUAUAUCAAACUACAUAGAAUGUUUGGACUCAAAGAAAAAUUAUUUUUUGUCAAUGCAAAACGUACAUUUUAUAAAAUAUUUCUAAUUAUUUCAAUUGUUUGCUAUAAGUAUUAUAAAGAUUGCACAAAUGUAAAUAAAUAGCGUAAAGAUAUUACUAUGUAUUAGUGGUUACAUGACCACGAACCACGAACUAGUGAGCAGUAAUUAUUAGGUACUUUGUUUCUUUUGUUAAGUACUUAUGAUUUCCUCUGUAAAUUAUUUCCUUAUAAAUAGAUACUAUAAUAUUAUAUUAAAGAUUAUU